Panonychus citri (citrus red mite) is the source of this 711-nucleotide messenger RNA. RefSeq lists its product as uncharacterized. NCBI's taxonomy places the organism in Eukaryota, Metazoa, Arthropoda, Arachnida, Trombidiformes, Tetranychidae. The coding region runs from base 1 to 711 and encodes 236 amino acids. The record is from RefSeq and is a predicted model, not a curated record. The transcript is spliced from 3 exons.
AUGAGUUCACAACGUGUUUAUAAAGCCGUGAAUCCUGAAAAGAUUCGUAGAUGCUUUACUCAGCCAAUGAUGAAUUUAUCUAGAGGCGAGUCAAAUAAUUCAUCCAAAGUAUCUCCAUUCAGUGAUAAAGAAAAGUUUCUUUUCAGUGAUCCAGAUAAAACAUCAAGUAAAAGAAAAAGUUCAUCAGAUAAUGAAAAAUUAUCUAAAUCAAAAUAUAAACUUGUAAUUGUGCUUCCUCUGAUUUUAGACAGAGAUUGUGUUCCCUCAAAGCAGCCCUUUUCGUUUCAGAUUGAUGAAAAUCAGCUUUCUGAAUUUGGAUUCGAUUUGCCAUUCAAAGCUUUUUUCGAUGAGAAAAGGAAUUAUUUCAUUUUCAACAUCUGUGAGCAAAAACUAACCAUACAGAUAAUUGCGAUUGCUGAUAACAAAUCUGAUCUACUUAAAUGCUUCCAAAGCAACGUAAGACAGAAUCCGAUGUGGAAGAAUUUGAAAAAGAUCUUUUCUAAUUGGAAUUUAAAAGUUAAACUUCAAUAUGCUCCACUCACUGAGGAAGAAGAUGCUCCAGUUCAACAUGUUCUUGGUCCAAAGAUAAUUGCAAAUAUUAUGAGCGAGUUCAAGCGUGAUGUUAAUUUGGGUGCUGAAAAACAAAUUCAAAUCAAAAAAACAAGAACUGAAGUAAACAAACAACAAGUGAAAAGCCUAAAGGAUUGUUGA